UUUUCUAAAAAAUGGAUACUAAAAAGUGCAGAUUUUGGUCAUUCCUAGUGAUUGGGCUAAUGGUAAGCACAGGAUGCACGGCUCAAUCAGGGUGCUCGAACAACAUGAUCAGCGGCCUUUCCUCGUGCAUAACCUACCUCCGGGGGAACUCGACGCGGCCACUGCCAGCGUGUUGCGCCUCUCUGGCCAACAUCCAGCAGUCGCAGCCCGAGUGCAUCUGCCCCAUGCUCAGCAAUAACGGCGCAAGCGCCACCCUCGGCAUUGCCAUCAAUCGGACUCUUGCGAUGGCGAUGCCCGCUACAUGCAAACUUACAACUCCUUAUUGUGAUGAUGGACCUGCAGCAAGCUCCCCUACAAUCUCUCCCACAUCGGACACCUCCCUCGUACCUCCGACUAAAGCACCAUCUGCCGAUUCCGAUUCCAAUUAUUCCGAUUCAGAUUCGAAGACACUUCCGAACAUUGAUACAUCUUAUGGAAAUGCUGCGACUGCGACAACGUCAUCGAUUUACCUUACACUCAUGGCUGCUUGGAUCGUCACCACUUGUCAUUUUUAACAUUAAUUUUCCCUUCAAACUAUUCAUGUUUCUUGUAAAACUAUAUUGGCUUCUACCUAGCUCCAUUUAUUCUUCGUUAAUUUUUAUGGGCUCUACUAGCUUAGUGUGAUAAAAUAGGUAUAUUGUUUGCUGAGUUAA
Messenger RNA from Salvia hispanica, 692 nucleotides. RefSeq names its product non-specific lipid transfer protein GPI-anchored 15-like. The record is from RefSeq and is a predicted model, not a curated record. NCBI's taxonomy places the organism in Eukaryota, Viridiplantae, Streptophyta, Magnoliopsida, Lamiales, Lamiaceae.